CGCAACCCAGUCGCGCUUCUGCGCAGUCGGUGUUAUUGUGACUGCCGGGCCGUGGCCCCGGAUGUUGUGGCUGCUGGAGGGGACAUGGAGGAGGCCGAAGGGGUGGCUGCGGCCCCCAGCCCAGCUUCGGGGUUGUCUUUCAGGGGCCGCCGAUCUAUGUCGGGCUCCUGGGAGCGCGACCAGCAGGUUGAGGCGGCGCAGCGGGCCCUGGUGGAGGUGCUGGGGCCCUACGAGCCUCUGCUGAGCCGGGUGCAGGCAGCCCUGGUGUGGGAGCGGCCCGCCCGGAGCGCCCUGUGGUGCCUGGGGCUGAACGCGGCGUUCUGGUUUUUUGCACUGACAUCCCUUCGUUUUGUAUUUUUACUUGCAUUCAGCUUGAUGAUCAUUGUCUGUAUUGAUCAAUGGAAGAACAAAAUUUGGCCUGAGAUAAGAGUGCCAAGACCUGACGCAUUAGACAAUGAGAGUUGGGGUUUUGUGCACCCUCGGUUGCUCAGCGUGCCCGAGCUCUGCCACCAUGUAGCUGAAGUCUGGGUUAGUGGGACCAUUUUCAUAAGGAAUCUUUUGCUUUUCAAAAAGCAAAACCCAGGCAAGUUCUGCUUGCUGAGCUGUGGGGUACUGACCUUUUUGGCCAUGUUGGGCCGCUACAUCCCUGGGCUCCUGCUGUCCUACUUGAUGCUUGUCACUGUUAUGAUGUGGCCUCUGGCUGUAUAUCACCGGCUGUGGGAUCGAGCCUAUGUGCGACUGAAGCCAGCUCUGCAGCGGCUGGACUUCAGUGUCCGUGGCUACAUGAUGUCCAAGCAGAGAGAAAGACAAUUGCGCCGGAGAGCUCUACACCCAGAACGUGCCCUGGACAACCAUAGUGACAGUGAAGAGGAGCUUGCCGCCUUCUGUCCUCAGCUGGAUGAUUCUACCGUUGCCAGGGAAUUGGCUAUCACAGAUUCGGAGCACUCUGAUGCUGAAGUCUCCUGUACAGACAAUGGCACAUUUAACCUGUCAAGGGGCCAAACACCUCUAACAGAAGGCUCUGAAGACCUAGAUGGUCACAGUGAUCCUGAGGAAUCAUUUGCCAGAGACCUUCCAGACUUCCCUUCCAUUAAUGUGGAUCCUGCUGGCCUGGAUGAUGAGGACGACACCAGCAUUGGGAUGCCCAGCGUGAUGUACCGCCCUCCACCAGGGCCUGGGAAUUCCCAGGUCCUGCCUGCUGGUCGGGAUGAGGCUGCACUGCCAGAGCUCCUGCUUGGUUCUCUUCCUGGAGGAUCUAACCUCACCAGCAACCUCGCCAGCCUGGUCUCCCAGGGCAUGAUCCAGCUGGCCUUGUCAGGGGCCUCCCAGACAGACCCUUCUGGCCCACCUCCCCGAAGAGCAACAAGAGGGUUCCUUCGGGCCCCUAGUUCAGACCUGGACACUGAUGCUGAGGGAGAUGAUUUUGAACUUUUGGACCAAUCAGAGCUGAAUCAGCUAGACCCUGCCAGUUCCAGGAGCCACUGAGGAGAGACUCCUUUGAGGGGGCCACUGUGACGUAGGGUUUUUCUCCCCUCUCCACUUACUGUGACGAGGUUAGGGAAGAACCCUGUCUUGUCCCCUGAA
Phodopus roborovskii (desert hamster) is the source of this 1584-nucleotide messenger RNA. It is a transcript of the gene Retreg3, whose product is annotated as reticulophagy regulator family member 3. Gene Ontology annotation, biological process: reticulophagy. Lineage: Eukaryota; Metazoa; Chordata; Mammalia; Rodentia; Cricetidae. The record is from RefSeq and is a predicted model, not a curated record. The transcript is spliced from 9 exons. The coding region runs from base 85 to 1485 and encodes 466 amino acids.